This is a messenger RNA of Cornus florida, 2064 nucleotides long. Its product is annotated as pyruvate kinase 1, cytosolic-like. Gene Ontology annotation, molecular function: magnesium ion binding; pyruvate kinase activity; potassium ion binding. The coding region runs from base 205 to 1788 and encodes 527 amino acids. NCBI's taxonomy places the organism in Eukaryota, Viridiplantae, Streptophyta, Magnoliopsida, Cornales, Cornaceae. The transcript has 16 exons. The record is from RefSeq and is a predicted model, not a curated record. Gene Ontology annotation, cellular component: cytoplasm. Gene Ontology annotation, biological process: glycolytic process.
GGAGAAAACGAAUAUAAAAAAAAAAAAUCCAGAAUUAAAUUUUAAAAUAUUAGCUUCCAUCAACCAAACCCAAUUAUGCACGCUACAGGCCUUCCCAGAGUCCCACCGAUUCAAUACUCUCUCUCCUCUCUCUCUCUACACUAAUACUUUCUCUCUCUAAUACUCUAUCUGCGCUGCGUUCUCUUCUUCUCGGUGUUCAUCAAAAUGCAUUCGAAUCAGUUGCUUCUCGAAGAACCAAUACGUAUGGCUUCAAUCCUCGAGCCUUCCAAGCCUACUUUCUUUCCUGCAUUGACGAAGAUCGUUGGAACCCUUGGCUCAAAAUCACGAUCAGUGGAGAUCAUUUCUGACUGCCUGAAGGCUGGAAUGUCCGUGGCACGGUUUGACUUUUCUUGGGGUGAUGUCGAAUUUCAUCAAGAGACAUUGGAAAACUUAAAGGUUGCCAUCAAGAGUACGAAGAAGCUCUGUGCGGUUAUGCUAGACACCGUGGGUCCAGAGUUGCAAGUUGUUAACAAAACUGAGCACCCCAUUUCACUUGAGGCUGAGACCUUGGUUGUUCUGACACCUGAUCAAGACCAAGAAGCCUGUUCUAAUCUAUUGCCAACAAAUUUUGGUGGACUAGCAAAGGCAGUGAAGACAGGAGACACUAUUUUUAUUGGGCAAUACUUGUUUACUGGAAAUGAAACAACUUCUGUGUGGCUGGAGGUAACUGAGGUAAACGGGGAGGAUGUGGUUUGUCUGAUAAAGAAUUCUGCUACAUUGUCUGGGUCAUUGUACACUUUACAUGUCUCUCAAAUUCGCAUUGAUCUACCCACCCUCACUGAUAAUGAUAAGGAGAUUAUAAGCACUUGGGGUGUCCGAAACAAUAUUGACAUCCUUUCAUUGUCAUAUACCCGGCAUGCAGAAGAUGUUCGACAUGCUCGUGAAUAUCUUUCUAAAUUAGGUGACCUCAGUCAAACUCAGAUUUUUGCAAAGAUUGAGAAUGUAGAAGGCCUAACCCAUUUUGAUGAGAUCUUACAAGAAGCAGAUGGCGUCAUUCUCUCUCGUGGAAAUCUGGGAUUAGAUCUCCCCCCAGAAAAGGUUUUCUUAUUUCAAAAGGCAGCUGUUUUCAAGUGUAACAUGGCUGGGAAGCCUGCAGUGGUUACUCGUGUAGUGGACAGUAUGACUGACAACUUAAGACCCACCCGUGCUGAGGCAACUGAUGUGGCCAAUGCUGUAUUGGAUGGUAGUGACGCAAUUCUUCUAGGGGCAGAGACCCUAAGGGGAUUAUACCCUGUUGAGACUAUUUCCAUUGUUGGUAAAAUUUGUGCUGAGGCAGAGAAGGUUUACAAUCACGAUCUCUAUUUCAAGAAGACUGUCAAAUUUGUUGGAGAACCAAUGUCCCACUUGGAAGCUAUUGCUUCCUCUGCGGUACGCGCCGCCAUCAAGGUGAAGGCAUCUGUCAUCAUUUGCUUCACUUCAUCAGGAAGAGCAGCGAGGUUGAUCGCGAAGUAUAGGCCCACAAUGCCUGUGCUAUCAGUUGUAAUACCUCGGCUCAAGUCAAAUCAACUACGAUGGACAUUUAGUGGUGCUUUCGAGGCAAGGCAAUCGCUUAUAGUCAGAGGCCUUUUCCCGAUGCUUGCUGAUCCUCGACAUCAGGCUGAGUCUCCAAGUGGGACAAAUGAAUCCAUCUUAAAGGUUGCUUUGGAUCAUGGCAAGAUCUCUGGUGUCAUAAAGCCGCACGAUCGUGUCGUCAUUUGCCAGAAAGUCGGUGAUGCUUCUGUGGUGAAAAUCAUCGAGCUUGAAGAUUAGAACUUGUACUGCACACGCUAUUUUGAGUAUUUUUCUUUCUUUCUUUAGAGUCUAGAAAGCUUUCUUCAGGGUCACACUAAUAAUGGUUUUUACGCUCAGAAGAUAUAAGUUCCUGUCUAAAUUAACAUGUUUUAAGGCUGUACGAGGAAUUUUUCUUUGUGAGUCUUGAAAGCUUUCCUCAGGCUCACUAAUAAUCGUUUUUGAGCUCAGAAAGACAAGUAGAUGUAUUUAUUUAUGUUUGCAAUUUUUAUUUAUUAUAUAUAUAUUUUUCCUUUA